Messenger RNA from Sarcophilus harrisii (Tasmanian devil), 2515 nucleotides. It is a transcript of the gene TBC1D17, whose product is annotated as TBC1 domain family member 17. The record is from RefSeq and is a predicted model, not a curated record. Gene Ontology annotation, biological process: activation of GTPase activity. NCBI's taxonomy places the organism in Eukaryota, Metazoa, Chordata, Mammalia, Dasyuromorphia, Dasyuridae. Gene Ontology annotation, molecular function: GTPase activator activity.
UGGCCCUCGCAGCGCAGCGCAGCGCAGCUCGCUUCCUAGAACGACGGCAGCACGGCUACGGCAUCCCUAAAAAUCGGGGUGGAAAAGGCGGGGCACGCGCAGAGAGAAAAAGCUUGGCAACUCCACUUUGUUUACUUCUUUCUGGGAGCCCACGUGACGCGCCCGCGCCCAGCCCACUCCCGGCACCGCCCUCCAUCGCGUCUGCGCAGAGCGUCUUGGUCCCUCUCCUCCUCUUCCUCCUCAAUUGUUGGUUUGAUCCACUGGUGGAUGAGGGAAAGAAACGGACCAUUUUACUCCGCUGGAGGGGAGGUCCGCCUCGCCGGAUGUGACGUAAGAGUUUAUCUUCGGAGGUGGAGCGAGCUCGUGUAGUGGCCUCGGCCCCAGCUGCAACUAUGGAGGAGGCUGGCUACCGGGUAGUGUUCGAGAAGGGCGGGGUGUUCCUGCACACGAGCGCCAGGGGGCGGCACCAGGACCCGGGCUCGCUCAUCGCCGGCGUGCUGCGCCUGCUCGAGAAAGACAACGACGUGGUCCUGCACUGGGCCCCCGUGGAAGAGGCCGGAGACUGCUCCCACGUGGUCUUCUCUAGGAAGGAGCCUGGUGGAGGGGACCCCUGCCCCUCAGAGGAAGAGCCGACCUUUGACCCCGGCUAUGAGCCGGACUGGGCUGUGAUCAGCACCGUGCGCUCGCGGCCCCGGCCCCCCGAGUCUGCCUCAGCCACAGGGUCUAGCAGCGCCCGGGGUCCCUGGGCUUUCUCGGUGAGCCUGGGCGAGCUGAAGUCCAUCCGGCGUUCCAAGCCGGGCCUGGGCUGGGCCUACCUGGUGCUGGUGACCCAGGCGGGCGGCUCCUUGCCGGCCCUGCACUUCCACCGCGGGGGCACGCGGGCCCUGCUGCGCGUCCUCAGCCGCUACCUGCUGCUGGCCAGCUCCCCCCAGGACUCCCGCCUCUACCUCGUCUUCCCCCACGACUCCUCCGCGCUCUCCAACUCCUUCCAUCACCUGCAGCUCUUCGAUGACGACAGUUCCAACGUGGUGUCUCGUUUCCUCCAGGACCCUUACGCAGCCACCUUUGGAGGUUUCUCCCGAGUGACCAAUUUUUUCCGGGGAGCCCUUCAGCCGCCCUCCGACGGGCCCCCCCCGAGUCGUCCCGAGGUCUCUGAGGAUGAGGAGCCGGAGCCCGGCUUCGAGGUCAUCUCCUGUGUGGAGCUGGGGCCCCGACCCGUGGUGUCGCGGGGUCAGCCCGUGACGGAGGAAACGUGGGCCCGACACGUGGGCCCAGACGGGCGCCUUCGAGACAUUGGGGAGCUUAAGGCUCAGAUCUUCUCUGGGGGCCUGUGCCCCUCCUUGAGGAGAGAGGCCUGGAAGUUUCUCCUGGGUUACCUGAGCUGGGAGGGCUCGGCCGAGGAGCACAAGAUCCACGUCCGGAGGAAAACGGACGAGUAUUUCCGGAUGAAGCUGCAGUGGAAGUCGGUGAGCCCUGAGCAGGAGAGGAGGAACUCGCUCCUCCACGGCUACCGCAGCCUCAUCGAGCGCGACGUGAGCCGCACCGACCGCAGCAACAAGUUCUAUGAGGGGCCGGGGAACCCGGGCCUGGGUCUGCUCAACGACAUCCUCCUCACCUACUGCAUGUACCACUUCGAUCUGGGUUACGUGCAGGGCAUGAGCGAUCUCCUGUCCCCCAUCCUUUACGUCACGCAGAAUGAGGUGGAUGCCUUCUGGUGCUUCUGCGGCUCAAGGUCCUCCCGCUUCCAGCACGGGAACUUCGAGGAGAGCCAGGAGACGAUGAAGCGCCAGCUCGGGCAGCUCCUGCUGCUGCUGCGGGUGCUGGACCCCCCCCUCUGCGACUUCCUGGACUCCCAGGACUCGGGCUCCCUCUGCUUCUGUUUCCGCUGGCUGCUCAUCUGGUUCAAGCGCGAGUUCCCAUUCCCUGACGUCCUCCGUCUGUGGGAGGUGCUCUGGACCGGGCUCCCGGGCCCCAACCUGCACCUGCUGGUGGCCUGCGCCAUCCUCGACAUGGAGAGGGACGCCCUCAUGCUCUCCGGCUUUGGUUCCAACGAGAUCCUCAAACACAUUAAUGAACUGACCAUGAAGCUGAGCGUGGAGGACGUCCUGACCCGCGCCCAGGCCUUGUACCUGCAACUGACGGCCUGUCCGGAGCUGCCCCUCAACGUGCAGGAGAUCCUGGGCCUGAGCCAGGCCCCAGCUUCCAGCCCUGGCAGCCCCUCCCCCUCGGGCUCCCCGCUGCCUCUGUCGCCCUCGCCGGCCCCCGAGGCCCUGUCCUCCGUCUCCGGGGAGCCCUCGCCCACUCCCCAGCCCGACAGCAGCCUGGAGAUCCUGCCUGAGGACUCGGGCCCGGAGCCCUGACCCCUUCCCCCUCACACACCAGCACUGGCACUUUACCCCUCCCCCCUUGCGCCCACCACCAAAGCUCUGCCCUUUCUUCUCAGACCCCCGCCCCUGUGUGACCCGGUGUGGCUGGGGGUGCGCCUCCUUUCUGCCCAUUAAACAGGUUACUCGGA